This is a messenger RNA of Apis mellifera (honey bee), 9967 nucleotides long. RefSeq lists its product as uncharacterized. The coding region runs from base 4205 to 8401 and encodes 1398 amino acids. The record is from RefSeq and is a predicted model, not a curated record. NCBI's taxonomy places the organism in Eukaryota, Metazoa, Arthropoda, Insecta, Hymenoptera, Apidae. Gene Ontology annotation, biological process: signal transduction. The transcript is spliced from 12 exons.
GAAAUUUCACAAACGUGAAUUCUCCAGGUAUUCUUGGUCGGUCCUAGAUUCGAAGGACGGAUAGAAAGCGCGAUCGUUUAAGCGCGUGAAAGUCGGUUUUCCCUUACGAUAAGAGAGUUUGAUGGGGAGCAGACGAGUACAGAUAAGGCUGGCUGGCAGACACUUGGGCGUCCCGAGGAGAGACGCGAACGUAAACGCUAAAGAUAGCGCAAUACGCGCUGUCCCUCGCUCAAAUCCGUUUCUUGGCCGAUCUUUUAUCAAGUUUCGCCGCGGACUUCUCGAUGAUGCGUAAUUUUCAAUAAUCCAAACCGUUUUAAGCACGUAUGCGCACGUAUGCACGUAUUUCUCCUCCUUCGAUCAAGCGGGACGAGUGCCUUGAACUGUUCUCAGCUUAAGAGUGUGAUAGUGUUGUAGUGUUUCUCGAGAGGGGUUUGAAAUAAUAACGUGAAGGAACAAGUGGGUGGGUGGCAAGAUUGAUAGCCGGGGAUAAGGAUUAUGUAUUUUUCUCUGUGAAAAAUAUUGCGCGAGAUUAUUGUCUAUUUAUAGAAAAAAUGAAAACUUGGUAUAGAUGAAUGGAAAGUAGUGUUGGGAUGAUUUUUUUAAGUUUUAAGAAGCGAUGAUUUUCUUCCUCUUUUUUCCCCUAGUGUUAAUAAAAUUUAACAGGAUGAUGGUAAGUUUAUCGGGGAAAAUGUAAUAAUUCUUCACUUGAAGCAUAGUGUAAUGUAUGAUUCUUUUUUUUUCAUUUUCUUUUUGGUUGAAUAUAAUAAAAUAAAGAAAGAAGGGAAAAUAUAUGAGAAAUAUUUAGAGACGUUGUAAACUGGAUUAUUCCAUCUUUUUAGCUAUAAAAAAAAAAUUUGUAUCGACGUUCUAAUUUAUCACGAUAUUAUGAUUUUAGAAUCGUAGAACGUAGAAGUAGUUUUUCCCUAAAUCUUUUUCUCACAUAAAUCUCGUAAGAAAAAAGAAAAAAAAGAAAGAAAAAAAAAGAUGGAAAGAUCUUGUUGUUAAUGCUUAAUAAUUUAUUCUGCGAAACAAUCAAGCGUCCCGAAGGAAAAGUGAUAUAUACAAUGACAAAUGUACAUCUUUCAAAAUUUUAUAAUAACUAUCAAUCUUACGUAAGAGGGGACGUAUAUUCGUAUACCAUUUUUUCCUAAAUCUUUCAAUCGUAUCAAUAUCUCUAUUCUCGAUAUCGGUCAGAUUAGAUUAGAUUAACUUCUUCUUCUAAGUAUAACUCUGCCAUUUAUCAUUUUAUUUUAUUUUUUUUCUCUCUCGAAAGAGGAAUAGAUCGAUCGGAAAACGAAUAAACGAAAUAAAGUCGGGGCAAAGCUUUAAUAUUAAUAUUUUUCUUAGCUUGCAUCCUAGAAAUUCGCAUUCGUCGAUAAAUCAACCGGCGAUUUUCCGCUCGAAAAAAUAAAGAGACUCGGGCUCAGCUAGGCCAGCUUUGAUUUACGAUCACCAUAUAGGCGGCUCGAGGUGUGGCCCGACUUGCAUUAGAGAAUGAGUCUCUAGAAAUAGUCCCGGACGCGGAAUACAUCCCUAGAAAUAUUAGGCAAUGCCUUCAUGGCGAUUUUUAUCGUGCUACGUCAGUCGUAUAAAGAAAUGCCCUACAUUCUCGCUUUCGAAAAUCCUCCUGCCCCCCUCCACCUCCCUCUCCCUCUUUCCGCACGUUGCUUCGCUGAUGGAUUUUCGAACGUUGGACAUAUGGAUGUCACGUGGCUCACACGUGGAUUCUUCUUCCGUAUUUUUCGCAUAGAUCUUUUCAACUCUUCGAAUGUUCUCCGAUCUGUCAUCCUCUUCGAAAUCCUGAACCGAUUAUUUCUCGCAUCGUACAUUUUGAACAAACGCUGCCCCCGUUUAAAAGUAUUCCCUUCGAAAGGAAGGGAUCUCCCCGUCGAAAUACCGUGUGGUUACGCGUGGUUACAAUUGUAAAUUGUAACGAGGGAAAAAUUCGCGGCAGAGUUGCUUGAACCGACGAAUUUAGAAAUUGCAUGUUCGCCAGGAAUUUCUUAUAUGUUUGGCAAACAGAGCCGAUAUUCUCAACAGAAUCUCGUACGAUCCUUACUAUUUCUGUAAUAUCUUUAUCAUUAAUCCCAACGCAAUUAACAUCCUCAUCAUCCUCGUCGCAUCAAUCAUCAACUGCAUCCGAUUCAAUCCAAUUCAAACUUUACUCUCCACGAAACGGGGGAUUCUUUUUAGAUUCUUCCUUCUAGUUCGAUCACUAUCUUCCACUAUCUUCUUCAAUUCUCUUAAAAAAAAAAAAUAAAAAAUAAAAAAGAAAAUCUACUUUCCACGCAACGAGGACUCGAUUCUUCGAGAACUGGGGCGAAAAUUCUUACGAAAACUCUUACGUUUCCACCUCGUAUCCAUCCGUUAUAAACAAAUGCUCGAGACUAUCGUACUAUGAGAUACGCGCACGUAGCGGCGUCGGUAUUUGGCAAACGGUGACAACGUCGUGGACACCACCUCCGGUUCGUCUGCGAGCCCAGGUACCCCAGACCGCUGUUCCUACCACUUCUUCACCGUGUCUCUGUCCAUCCUUCGUUCAUCCUUCCUCCCUCGUCGUUAUCGUCAUCUACGUACACUCUUCUUCUUCUUCUUCUUCUUCUUCUUCUUCUUUCUCCUCCUUCUUCUCCUCCUCCUCUUCCUCUCCGCCCUCCUCCACUUCUCGGGCCAGCUUCUCGCUCCCUCUUCUUCCGCUCCACGCACUCGGUCGUCUCCCAUUUUCCGUCUCUCGCUUCACUCGCUUCUCUCUUCUCUCGCGUAAGUGAGGCACGAGGAGAGAAGGGGCAAAGACGCUUUUAGACACGGAGCGUCCACGAGCGUCGCGACGCCUUGAGAAGCAGUAGUCGCGUACCUUAGGCAGCUUCCACCUUGCCGGCUCGCGGCCGCACGUAACGUGAUUCUCCUCGACGUCUGUUCCAUCAUCAUCGCGUUCCAUUCCUCCAAUUUCUCGCUUCCUUUCGAAACUCGCGCUCUUCGACUCGCUCCGGAGAAUAAUAAUCGAAGGAGCGUGAGAUCGGCCAGUGCGGGGGGAACUCGUCCCAUCCUCCAAGAUACGUAUUUUUCCGCGGAAGAAUCGAAAGUUUUGGAAACUUUGUGCGCGAGAAUCAUCGGGAUCCGAGGUAAAAUUGUGGCGAUGAGGAGUCUAUUGGGGGAUUUGUGAAAGGUGGAUGGUGGACGGGAGGAUUUGGAUCGAUUUGGAGGCGAGGGACAGCGUGUCGUUCCUCGGCAUCCGUGACGAUAGUCGGAUGCGAAGGAGGAGGUGCAGGGAGAGAGAGAGAGAAAGAGAGAGAGAGAGAGAGACAGUGGUUAGCUGAAUCCGCGAAGUCUAAAUUAAUCUGGAGCCCGUUUUGUUGUUGAAGUUUUCGACGGCCCUGCUGCUAGUCGGCGUAAAAAGAGCGUAAAGUUUCGUACCGCGGAAUAAAAAUAAUCGUACGAUACCGAGAGAGAGAGAGAGAGAGAGCCGAGAGAUCCGAGAUCAGCCUCCGUUCCCGAAGAAUUACGUGUUCUUACCGGAACGGGAACGACCUGUAAAUUUCCUCCGCUCGAUGAACAAGUGGCCGUUCUGGCGUUUUUCCCUUUUUUCUUUCCUACUUUUUUCUACAUUAUAGAGAAGAACGCUUCUGUCUGUACUUUCCUCCGAGGCAAGGAGAAGGAGAAAGAGAAAGAGAAAGAGAGAGAGCAUUUUCCUCAACGAGCAUUCCGUACACGUAUCCUCCUCGAUGUUGCUCCCUCAAGUGUAAACGGGCAGGUUGGCCAGCCUAAAUUCGCCCAAAUUUCCGCUCCUUUCGUCUCGAUACACGAUACAUCCUCCUCCUCCUCCUCCUCCUCCCUGAAGAAACUGCGUCACUCAUCGAUCAGAGGAGAGAAACUUCGCCUCAAUUUUUCACCCGGCUCAGUUCCACGUCGGUUACCUCGGAUCACGGACAGUGUACGAACAGUCCAUCCCAUUCUCGAUCAAGAGGAAACGUUUCGGUGUCUUUUCCCCUUUCUCCCGUGUUUUAAUGCGUCCUCCCUGAGAGGAGGGGGAGGAGUGGUCGUCUCCCUCGCGAGUGAAUGUCGCGAGCGUGGCCCGGUCUCUAUAAUGAUAUAAAGUGGACCGUUCGGAGGAAAGGACGAUCGACAGAUCGGUGGUUGAUCGCGUUCGAAGAGUAAGGAUAAUACGGCGAAAGUGGUUCGCGUGGCGAGGAAGGAGAAGGACGCGGCCAUGGCGGAGCGUCCUGGGGGUAGGAGGCGUUCGAGGAGGGACAGCGUGGAGACGGGCGGCUCGUUGCGGGGCACACCGCCGACCUCGAAGGAACGAAGGACGAAACGGUCGAGCAAACCGUCGAAAGAGCGAUGGCUGCUGACGAGGAAGACGUGGAGGUACAUGGCGGACGCUGGGAGGCGAUUGAUCCCGGACGGGGCGCACAACAGGCCCGAGGAUAUCCCGAAGAUCGAGCAAUACUUUCAAGAGGUGUGCCAGAAGGAGCCGAGGUUUCUGCUGUGGAGGAAAGCUUCGUAUCCGGGGACGUUGGGCUUUCGUUCCCAGAGGCGGCGAAGGCAGGUGAAGGGGGGCAGUUGUCGCACGAAGGCCAGCUCGGCCGACGAGGCGGACGAGGUGGCGAGGAAUCCGCCUCGAGGCUUCGUCCUUCAGACAACCACCGCGGGCAAGUUCGACCUUGCCAAAGCUAAGAGGGAGUGGUUGCUCGCGACCGAGGGGGGCAGCACGCCGUCCAGCCCCGUGGAGCGGAGGAAAUUCCUGCAGGAGGACUCGGAGGUGAAAGCGUUGGCCGAUAUGCUGCAGAAGUACCUGAACAUGCAGAGCGAGGUCGGUGGGGGCGACGGGAUGAGAUCGACGGCGCGAUCAGGGGUGGUGGGCGAGGGGGAGGGGAAGGAGUCGUUCGAUUAUCAGAACCUGAUAACCAGGUUGCAGCAACAUUUGGAUUUAAUGAUCGCUCAGGCGAAACUCGAGGAGUUGUCCGUCCAACGCGCCGCCACCGACAAGGAGAAGGUGCCGAGAUCGAUGCAAUCGUAUCAGGGUGACUACGUGCACAAAUCGUUGAUGGAGACGAUCAGCCGGCACUACAGCAAGUCCGGGACACGGGAGCACGUGAUCUCGGCCAUACUCACCGAUCGAAAGCUGUUGGAGAAACUGUACUUCGAUCUGAGAUGUACCAGAGGGUUCAGGGGGCCACGCGCUACGGGCGCGUACACGUCGCCGUCUUCGCGCUGGUGGACUCACCAACGGCCCAGGGUCACGUCCAAGGAUUCCGCGGAAGAUUGGCUCUCGAAAAGGGAUCCCAUCUCCCCGCCGUUGAUAGCCGUCCAAGAGCCGAGCACCGAUCACGGCCCGGUCGAGGACGGGGUGCAAACGGAUCCCGUCCCCCGCGAAGUUCUCGACGCCGCCCUCCUCGAGAGGGAGAGGGACGAGUCGAAGGAGGUCGUGGCCGUGCACAAGUCGACCGGUCGUAGGCGGAGCAGCGUGGACAACGACGACGUCUCGCCGUCUGUCAGCGACACCAUCAAGAGGUAUCUUCGAAUGGCGAGGAAGAAGUCGAUGGACGCCGACAAGGUGGACAGAUUCAAACGGGUGAACUACGACAGAAACUUGAGGAACAUCAAGGCCAAAGGGGAGACGACGAAGCUCGGCGACGACGACGGGAACAACAAGGGUUGCCAGACCGAGGACAACUGGGCCGUUAAUUACAGGGAGAUGUCCUCUGUCGAGAACCCGUCGGAGAAUCUGUCGGACGGUGACACGGCCACGUCUCCGCCGAGUAGGAACGCGAGCUCGAGGAGCAGCAUCGACGCCGGCCUCGGCUCGGAAGAGCCGUUAACCCCUAAACACCAUCACCACCAGUCCUUCCUUUCCCAUCUCCUGCACGGUUCCAACGCGCACAAGGAUAAACCGCAUUCGGCACCCGGUUCGCCGGCACUCACGUCAUCGUCCGCCAAUUCCGCAGGUGGCACAGCGAUGCAGAAGAGCAAAUCGUCGAGCAGCGUGGUGCAUCACGGUAGCCGGCUGGUGGCGAAGAAGAUAUGGAGGUCCAGGAGCAAGAGCACCUCGAGGGCGUCCAAUCAACCCUCCGUGUGGACACCGCAGGGAAAGUGUACCUGGGCGGGAACCACUGGACGACGGGUCACCCUGCAGGAUACACCGUUAAGGUCGUUGUCAGAAAUCGAAAGGAAAGUGUUGUGCAAGGUGGCUGUUGCGAAACUUCAGGCCCUUAAUUUGGGUGUUCACAUUAGGCCACCCAGCGAAUCAUUCGGUAGCAAUACCGUUGUCACGAAGCCCAAGAGAAGAGCACCUUUGCUCAAGAGGAAAGCUCUUACCACUGGCUUUUUCGACAAUAAGGGAAAAGACGAUAAGGAAAAGGAUUCGCCCGGUGGCCUGGUAUUUGGCAUACCGCUGUCACAGUGUUUGGAGAACGAUAGGAUCGCUAGAAUCGCCGCUGGUGAGGUCUCGGAUGUUGGCUGCUUGUCGAGGAGCAGCAGACACGGCAGCAGAACGAGUUUCACGAGCCUGAUCGAACCGACAGUCGCUGCUAAGACGGACGAGGGUGGCUCGUCCGAAUCGCUGUCGUCGAAAGGUGGGGCUUUAACCGGAAGCGACUCCGGGGUGCUCGAGCUGAGCGACAGCGGUGGAGGAGGCCCUCCAGGGGAAUGGGACGCGGUUCCAGGAAUAGUCAGACAAUGCAUCAGGCACCUGGAAAACACCGGCCUCCGGACACUGGGCGUUUUCCGGGUGUCGCCUUCGAAGAAGAGGGUCAGACAGUUGAGAGAAGAUUUCGACUGUGGCCGCGAGACAAAAAUCGGACCCGAUCAAUGUCCCCACGACGUGGCAGCCCUUCUAAAGGAGUUUUUUCGUGAUCUUCCCGACCCUCUUCUGUGCAGGGAUCUCUAUCAAGCUUUCGUCCACACGCAAAAGAUCCGGAACAGGAGACUUCAGCAAGAGGCACUUCAGCAUCUCGUCCAACUGCUGCCAACGCCGAACCGCGAGACUCUUUGGGCACUUUUGAACUUCCUCAACGUGGUGGCGGCGAACAGCGAAGAUCAAAAGAACGAGAGGGGUGAAUGGGUGGCGGGGAACAAGAUGGACACGACCAACUUGGCCACGGUGUUCGCCCCAAACAUCCUCCACUGCGUGAAGCCAGGGCAAAGGUCUGAAGUGUCCGCGGAGAGGGCAGAAGAAAGGAUAGACGUGAUAAACGUGGUCAGAGCCCUUUUAGAACAUGCCACCACGUUAUUUACAGUGCCGGCAGCCCUUCUGGACGAGGUCUACUUGCACAUGAUGGACACCCAUCCGGCCGAUUUGGAUCUCGCCCUUUCUCGACGUGUCGAAGAGCAAUGCGGUGACGAGGCGGAUCCAUGCAGCGAGGCUGAAAACUUCUCGGUCGAGGAGACGACGCUUACGACGUCGGCAACGACCACGGCCGGGACCACCACCUCGACCAGAAAGGUAUGGACCAGGGAGCAGUGUCUUCAUCAGACGGCGGGCGUGGGCGGUGAUAUAGGUCCAAGGCCGAGGCGGCCAAAGAGGCCUGGAAGCCGACGAAAGGAGGAGGGAAGGAGCAAUAGCGUGGACAGCGGGUCGAGCGAGGAUCCAGCUGACCCGCGAAGAAGAUCCUCGCCUAUGGUGAUCACCGCCAGCCUCACCAUACCGAUGUCCGGAGCGUUCACAUUGAACCUCGACGAUCCGGACAUACCUUACAUCGAGGAGACUCCGAAGCAGCCCAGCGCGCCUCCGAGAAGGCAGAGGCAACGAUCCAUUUCCGGUUGCAGCGAAGGUGGAAGGCACGGAAGCGACAGCGCCGUGGGUUCUUCCGCGACGUUGUCGGGCGACCAGGUGCCGAGUUCUCCACCCUCGUGGGCGUCAUCGCCGCCGGCGAGCCCCGACAGCGCGGUGACCGCCGUCUCCUACAUCCCCGACCAACAGGCCGUUCUCCAAAGGGUGUCGUUCACAACGUCGAGCGAGGUGCGCCAAGUGACCAGGUCGAGCAGCAGUCAGGAGACGUCGAGGAGCACCGCUGCCCCGUACACGCCGAGCAUCACGAGCAUCGGUGGUGCGGUUUUGAGGUCCAAGACCGCGGAUAUCGAGAGGAUGUUGCAGAUUUCCAGACCGGAUACCGGGAUCAGCCUGGGAUCGCAGCAGGCCAAGACCACCUCGUCAACCUCCUCGGAGAGCAAGAAAUACACGAAGAGGCGUUACACGGAUUCCAGACACCAAACUCGUCACAUCCCCGAUUCCGACACGUUGGCGGGGAAAAACACCGUCUCGGUCUCGUCCUCGUCCUCCGUGGCCAUUUCCUCCGCGUCCUCGGCGGCAGCCGGGCAAAACCAACGAGGUGGGGCAGCGCAGCCGGUGUGGAAACGGCGGGAACUCAUCUCCAGCGCGCCCAAGGACAGGGAGGGUUACUUCUGAACGACCCCGAUCGAAUCGAAUUUCCGUGGAUCGCCUCUUUUCAGAAGACCAAUGCUUCUCUUUCCCCGGAACACAAUUUUUUCGUAUCGAUUUUUUGGCGAUCGAGUUUGAAAAGAAUCGAAAGGGAACAUGUAAUAUCCCUACAUUGGCCGACGAUAGAAAAUUUGACAGGGAAAAUUGUAAAAAUUGGAACCAAUUAUCGAAAUAUGAAUUCUAUCGAUGGAAUACAAAAAGACGAAUGAAUGAAACGCUCUUUGAUAUAAUACUUUGAAUAUAUUCUUUCGAAAAUUUUUCACGUUGCUCGAACGUAAGACCAUUUCAAACGUGCCUUCAAUCAUUAGGAUUCCUCUUAUAAAUAACGUACGAGAUUGCUACAAUCUCUUUUUAUUUGUUACUUGAGAGAUCUCAGAGAAUCAGAAUUUACGGCAGAAUUUACGACAAUCCACGAAUUGUUCCAAGGGAAAUAGAAUUCGAAGAGGAUCCAUACCAAUAGGAUACGAUUCGAUAGGCCGAUAAGAAAAAAAGAAAGUGUAAAAAAAAAAAACAAUAUAGUCACUGCCGAUCAGGCGUGGCCUGGCAAAAGUGUUCCUCGACGCGUUCCUCGUUUCGAAAACCGAGUGAACCGUAUUUUCGUAUUCGUGGGGUGUCUAUUUGGUUCCUAGACUACCGUCCUCGCGCUCUUAAAGAUCUCCGUGACGAAACGCACGAAACCCUCUUCGAAAGUCUCCAUCUGUCUCAAUCUUUUCUUUCAUCAUUUCAUUUUCCGUCUCCAAUCGAGAUCAAUCGUUCGAACGAGAGAUCGUUCUUUCUACGAUGCGGUUAAUUUAUACGAAAAAAGGAAAGGAAAAAAAAAAAGAAAAGAAAAAAAGGAAACAAAUCGAUCUUGUACGAAUCUACGAACGUAACAUUCUAAUGUAGUAGCGACACCGUUAGAUUUGUAAAUUAUUUUUAUUACUCUAGAUCCCCUUCUCUCUCUCUCUCUCUCUCUCUCUCUCUCUUCCAACGUUUGUCGAUAAACUCGCGAAAAAAGCAGGUUUGAAACUGUGACAACGGAGCGACGAGCCAAAGUUACAAAGAAAGAAGACUAGUCUCGAGUCCAUUGAACUCGUGUCGGGCCAUUCUAUCUCUCUGGAUCCAUAGUUGAGCAUUCAAAUAAAAACGAAUAAACGCGUCUCGUUUUAUCCGUAUCCUCCUUCUCGAGCCGUGGAUUUCGUAGAUUAUUAUUAUUUUUGUACAGUUACAGGUAUCUGUAACCGAACUCGUGAUCAAGAAAGAAACGAAACAAAGGAUCAGAAACAGUUCAGAACAACAACCAACGAAUCUUUUCUUUUCUCUCUCUCUCUCCUUCUCCCUUAUUCGAUACUCUUCCCUCUCUCUCUCUCUAUUUCGACGAAAAAUUCUCUUCCAUCCCUUCCGAUCGUUCCGUUCGUGCACGAGAAGAUGCGUUGAAAGAAUCCGUGUACUGCCGUGAGGGACGCGUGGCCCGAAAGACGCUGUUGUUCGUGUCGUUUUAAGUUUUCAUUUUCAGUCUGUAAGCUAAUAAAUGAAACGUUAAUUUUUUUACCA